AGUCACCUUAUGCAAUUACUGCCUAUGCUGGCCGGCCACUUCUAGCCAGGCUGGGGAGGGCAGGGCAGGGGGGGACCAGUUCUGAGUCUCCCCCAUCAGAGCGUUAUGGAUCUAUUCGACUUUUUCAGGGACUGGGACUUAGAGCAGCAGUGUCACUAUGAGCAAGACCGGAGUGCACUUAAAAGGAAAGAAUGGGAGCGAAGAAAUCAAGAAGUCCAGCAAGAUGAAGAUCUCUUUGCUUCAGGUUUUAAUCUCUUUGGGGAACCCUACAAGACAAAUAAAGGCGAUGCCCUUGCUAACCGUGUCCAAAACACAUUGGGAAACUAUGAUGAAAUGAAGGACUUGUUAACCAACCAUUCUAACCAGAGCCACCUUGUAGGAAUCCCAAAGAAUUCUGUACCACAGACUCCCGUUGACAAAAAUGAACAGAACUUUUUUCCAGAACAGAGAAACAGGAUGAUCCCGUCUCACCAGAUCAGCGGUCACUCGUCAACGUCAAUGCCCCCACCUUCUUCACUGUCAUCAAAUUCUACUUUGCUACACAGUCACCAGAGCAGCAGGAAAUCCAGGACAGAUUGGUCACGUGGUGGUCACAACUCUAAUGGUGCACAGCCAAGCCAACCCAGUAGUCAACAGAGUAGGACAAAGCAUAGCUCUUCACAUGACCAGCCUCAAGGCAGGUACGACGAUCUCUACAGCUGUCAGAGUGAGCAACAUAAAAAUGGAGGCGCUGAGGAAGCAAACCCGGCUGCAUCAUCUUCACAUUCACGGAGGCACAAUCAUUCCAAAUCAACAACUGGAGAACAUUCUUAUAAAGAAAACAGUCAUUCCAAGUCACCUGUAGAACUUGAGUUUGUAGGGCACGGUCCUGGAUCUCCACUUCCUUCUACAUCUUUGUUAUCUGCAAACAAUGGUCUCUCAACCCAGAGUUUCCCACCAGGACUGCACUGUAAAACUAGCAUGGUCCAGCAAAAGCCUACAGCUUACGUAAGGCCUAUGGAUGGUCAGGACCAAGUACCUAAUGACUCACCUGAACUGAAACCUCCAAUAGAAAUUGAGAGUGGAUAUGGAAAUCAAUCAUUUGGAACACUGUUGGAAGGAAAAGCUAAUGCACCCAGUUCUAAGAAUAAAUUACCAAAGCUUACCAUCCCUCAAGCUAGUGAGGUUAGCCUUCCCAAUGAUUCCAGCUGUGUGGAAGAAAUAUUACGGGAGAUGACCCAUUCCUGGCCUCCACCUCUUACUGCUAUUCACACCCCCGGCAAGGCUGAGCAGACCAAGUUUUCCAUCCCAAGCAAGGUGCAGGAUUCCCAGCACCCGACCUCAGGAUACAAUGUACAAAAGUGGAGUGAUCCAGCAGGGAAAUCUGCCACCAAGUCAGUGCCACAAAAGUCAAUGCUUGAAGAUGAUCUAAAACUCAGCAGUGAUGAAGAUGACCACGAACAGGCUGCCGAAAAGACAAAACCUAGAAACAUUCCUGUAAAUGGCCUUCCUUUGCAGACAGCACACGGUGCAGUUUUAGCACAUUCCAGCGGAGGCUCUGGGAGCUCAAGUGAGUCCGAGAGCAGCUCCGAGUCCGAUUCCGACAGCGAAAGCAGCUCCAGUGACAGUGAGUGUAACGAAGAGUCACGCAGCGCAACUCCGGAGCCUGAACCUCCUUCAACAAACAAGUGGCAGCUGGAUAAAUGGCUAAAUAAAGUGAAUCCCCAUAACAAGACCAUUAUCAACAACCAAAAUGAGACUCACAGUGAGAACAGUUCUCAGUCUCAGAGCAGCCAACAGACUGAAGGACAAAACAAAGGGAAGCUUAAUAACAGUCUGCCCCAGACCGAUUCCAAAGACAGGGCCGUCCUUAGUCCCAUCCGGGAGAAAGCCAAACCACGAGUUGCCCAGAAAACUCCAGAGGCGAAAAGCUCCAAGCAGAAGUCACCAGCUUAUAAUGAGCCAACUUCACAAAGGACUCCUGGGAAAAAGCAACCCAAAAAGGUAGAAAGGACUUCCAGUGUAGAAGAGUAUAACUGGCCCAAACCAAAUAAUACCAGCAACACUCCCAAAGAAAAAGAUACACAGGAACCACCAGAGCAGCCAAAGGUUCGCACAAAAGCAACAGCUGGAAAGACAGCUCCAAGAAAAGAACCACGGACUAGCACGGGACUUGCUUCUGAGAAGAAAAAGUACAGAGGCCCUAGCAAAACUGUCCCUAAAUCCCGUGAAUUUAUUGAAACCGAUUCGUCUACUUCUGAUUCAAACACAGACCAGGAAGAGAGCCUGCAGGCUAAAAUAUUACCAGCUUUCAGUGGGCCUGCCAAUGGCCUCAAAGUAAAAGACUCCAGUAGUAACAUCCUCAGUGUAAGUAGUUUAACUAGCAACAGCAGCAACACAUCAAUAGACCAGACCAGCAAUGAUUUAGAGGAACAACUCUUUUCACCGAUCCCAAUUGUGCAAAAUGAACUUCUGUCCCCACUGAGGGAAUUUGAAGAACUCAAAUCCCUUUGGGUGAAAAUAGAUCUUAGUUUACUCUCUAGAAUACCCGGACAAGACCCUGGUGAGACAGUGAGUGUGAAAACUGAACCGCGAGAGGCAAAUGUGAAACACAGGCGACAAUCUCGAGAGUCCCCCACCGCAGCCGCUGAAAAGCCCGCCACAAAAUCCAAAAGGAAGCACAAGCAGUCCGAAAGCUUGGAUACAUUUGGUGAAACCAAGAAACAGCGUCUGGAGGACACCGCAGCCUCAUGCCUACUUCCACCAUGUAUUUCUCCAAUACCUAAUCACAGAUUAACCAGCACUAAAGACGGGAGUUCAGUUAAAAAGGUGACUAAGAAAAGAGAAGAGAAGUUGUUCCCUCCUCCGUUAUCCCCGCUGCUGGAUGAGCCAGCACACAGACGGCACAGCAGUGACAACAGCUCCUUCAGCCAAGAGAACAGCGUCACAAACUCCUUGCAGACCGGCAGCGCUUCCUCUUCUUCUAAAUUCGGAAAGAAUGAGAACAAAUCCUCUUCGAACCCCAAAGGAAUCUGUGAGGAGGAAUCUCGCCAUAGACCAACAAACAGUCUCCUUGAUACCAGCCAUCUAGAAACAGACAUCUGGUCUACAAUGCCUACACUCUCCAAUGGGAAAUCUGAGUCAAGAAGACCUAAAAUAACAUUUGAUGACAUGCUUCACAAUGCAGACUAUUACAUGCAAGAGGCUAAGAAGCUAAAGCACAAAGCGGACGCACUGUUGGAGAAGUUCGGCAAAGCAGUGAAUUAUGCUGAUGCUGCUCUCUCCUUCAUUGAGUGCGGGAAUGCUAUGGAGCGAGAUCCAUUAGAAGCUAAAUCCCCAUACACCAUGUACUCAGAGACUGUGGAACUCAUCAGAACUCUUCAAAAGCCUCCCAGGCCCCCUCUCCUUGGGGAGGCAAUGGAAAGAGCACAGAGACUCCAUCCCCCAUGUCUCUCAGUCCAUCUCCAGUCAGUUCUGUAGGGAGCAGUACAGGCACUGCUGGGUCCUCGUCAGCAGGAACCAUCACCAUCCCCCAGCGCAUCCACCAUAUGGCUGCCAGCCAUGUAAAUAUCACCAACAACGUCUUGCGGAGCUACGAGCACUGGGACAUGGCCGACAAACUGACUAAGGAGAACAAAGAGUUCUUUGUAGACCUGGACUCAGUCAUGGGACCAUUAACACAACACAGCAGUAUGACCAGUCUGGUCCGUUACGUUCGACAAGGACUUCACUGGCUCCGCAUGGAGGCGCAUUUGUUGUAGUGACUGCUGCCCUCUUCAUAACAUCCCCAUCGGUCUACCUCUACCAGCGCACAGACGAUCACUGGUGGAACUCCGCUCAUUUCUGGAACUUGAUUCAUGUAACUUCAUUUUUAUUGCCUUUUUUGAUAUCUUAUCUAUUGGAAGUAGAAGUCACCAUAAAUGGAACUUAUGACUCAAGAGCAGUAUGUGUUGUACCAUCUAAUCAUUUUUGACAAUUUCUAUGCCUUGCGUCUCCUGGAUCCUGCUAUCCUUAUGUGCUUUAUGGAACGGUACAUUCCCUGCAGUAUUGUUUUAAGUCGACACUGCCUUCAAGUGAAAAUAAAAAAAGCACUUUGAGAAGAUAUGGAUUCCUGAGAAAUAGUACAAAACGUCUUAAAUAUAUGAGGGUAUAUACAAAAAUUCUCUUCUGAAAUAAAUUAGCAGAAGUUAUAGCCAUUCACUCAGAAUUGUCCUCUGAACCCAAGCCAAGCUGUUCACUGCUUAGUUCUGGCAUCGUUACCUGCAACUGUUUAUUGCUAAGAUUUCCUACUUUAUAUAGGCCUGAUCUCUAAAAAAGGACUCUGGACAUCUUAUAGGUAUGUAGCGUAAAAUCACCAAAGGCGUUAAGAGAUAAAAGAUUGGGAGGAAUGAUUAAAGAAAGAUGCCACACUACGCAAUGAGGUUUUGAUAUUCUUUUCUGUUUAUUGUUGGCUUAACAGUUUAAGUGGGCAGAACAAGGCAGUUCAUUAGGCAAUUUCAAAAUGUUAGCUUUCAUAGUCUUAGCUACCAUUCAUGUACUCCAUCGGUGAAUUUUCUUUCAGUCCUACUGUUUGGUCUCAAGCAAAUAUUCCUCCAUGAUUUUUCUUGGCAAAAGAUUCUCCUCUUGCAUAGCGACUCAGUGACAGCACGUCUUAACAGGAGUGCUACAUUAUAAACACUGAUAUUGUAUGUGAAAGUAUGGAUUCUUGAUGAGAUUCGCUAGUAAUUUAACUGACUGCUGCUGAGGCACUUCUAACGCCCUGUGGCAUUAAUUUACACCUGUUUUGUUGAUUUCAAAGCUUUAGAAGCAGACAGUAUUAUCUUACUUUCUUGAAAACAAUGAAAAAUUAAAGGAAAUCACUAGAUUUACCCAAAAGCAACAUAUUUGCUUCAUAAUGGUCAUGAAUACUUCAGUCUCCCUAUUCUCCAAAUUACCCAUUUUCCAAGUUCCAUUUUUAUUUAACCACGCUGUCCUAUUUUGACCAUUCCUUUAACGCAUGCAUAAUCAUGAGACAAUUCAGAGAAAAUUUCAAAGCAAUCUUGAAUAAAUGAGACCAUUUCAUUCACUCAUUCUUUUUCUUCUAAGCUGCGCUGCUCUCGUGGCAGCCCUGCAGGAAGCAAUGGUGCAUGAAACAAAACAAAAUGAAUUUAUAUCGGUAAUUCACAAGACUUUAAAUGGCCUCAUAUCAUUCUUGAUGUAAUGCCGGCACACCUUAUCAAACUGUAAAUUUCAUUUAUAUAAACAAAAAAAAAACCCUCCCGGCAAUGUAAAUAUCAUUCUGUGUCACAUCUCACUGAAAUAACACGACAGGUGUAUUAAGUAUCAUCCAGACAUUAUUUAAUUGUAAUUGCCUUUUGAUAUAUAAGCCUGUAUAUCCUUUAAUCGGGCAAGAUAUUAGAUUCUACUCACUGGAUUGUGACCAGGACAAAUUUGCAUUUAAAAGGUUCAGACGGCUAGGUUUUUAAAACAGGCCUUGCACAUUUCCAAUAAGGAUUGUGCCCAAUCCAUAUUUUAAGAUAAACUUCUCUUUUUAAACAAUUGUGUAUUAGCUCCUAUUAAUAAAUACCUUUAAAAAUUCUAUAAGUUCCACAGCAAGGUCUUGUAAAUGUAGCCAGGGUGGGAAGUAUUUCAUUAGAUAAAUCAUGCUGAUAGGGUAGUCUAUAAAGGACAGAACAUACAUAUCCUGGCUUAUUUUCACAUUCCUGUUACUACAGUAAACGUGCCCUUAUCUGUUCUUUGAGGGGUUCAUUAACAUGGCUGAAACAUGAAUCCAAAAGAACUUAUCAUGCUGAUUCUGGCCCCUUUCUCUAAUGAAUAAAACCAGGAUAGCAAGAACCCUCCAUAAACAUAAAAAGAAGGUAAUUUUUCAAACAUGCACCUUUUUUUUAACAAAUGAGCGUAAGUGUUUCUGAUAACUGAAGUAUUGAUAGGUUGGUUGUGACCUAAGUUUUCCAUUCUCUUUGUAAGGCCUCUCUUAUUGGAUUGACUAACUAUUCCGCCUAAUUAAGAACAUUGUUAUCCCUUCUUAUUUUAACGUAGACUGAAAUCCUAGCCUGCCAUGGAUUUACGAAGGAUAUAUAUACGUCUUGAAAUACAAUCUUCAGAGACAUGACUGUUCAAAGAGUCAGCUACCCUCCCCGAGUCAGGGUAUUAUCUUUCCCUUGUUGCUUGUAGUAAACAGACGCCUAUCUCAAAAUUUAACAUACAUUCACAUCUCCUUUACCUAGACAGCUUAGAGAGUUAGCCCACCUGAUUUUACCUCCUGUGACUUAGUUUGAAAUGUAUGUUGAAUCAAUGGUACGAUUAUAAUAAGUCCAGCAGUCAAGCCUAGGAUCACAAGCCAACAUACUAUUUAGCGGUCUUGUUUCAAAAGCAGCUUAGAAACAAAUUAAAUAUGGAGAGUGAAUUACCUUCUUAUCCUUGGGGAUGAUGCUUCUUUUGAGUUAGUUAUUAAGGAUUAUUGCACUUUUAUAGGCACUAUAUUCAUCACCUUUCAAAUUGUAACAUGGCAUCUUCAUGGAGUAAUUUUACUCUUGAAAUUAUUAUUUUACGUAGAUUUCAUUGAAUGAAAUUGUUUGCUUGUUUUGAAGGGGAAGCAUUUUGAUGUAUGAGGAGGUAUCUGCUUGGGCUUUUUCUCUGUCACGCUGUCAGAAAUGCCAACCUCAGGCAUUCAAAGAUCAUGUGUGAGGCCCCCAAAAUUAUGAGGCUGUCUUCAAAAUCAUGAGGUUUUUUUCACAGCAUAUUUUGUGUUCCUUUUAUUUGUCUUAUCAUUGCUGAGUCUUUAAGCAACAUUCAAGUCAUGUUUUCAAGCUUUCCUCCAUAACCAUGAAAACUAGAAAUAUCCUUUUUUUUAAAUGAAAGCUGGGAUGCUCAUGCAAUUUCCUGAUACCUGCAGCUGGGUUUUCAGAAAGACACCAAAUAUUGCAAGACUCAUGAUAACAUUGCAAGAGGUGGCCUGUUAAAUGAUGUGUAGAUCAGUAUGCGUAGCACUAUGAUAAAGGGAACACACACGCUAAGGACUAACGUCUAAAAUAUUGGGGAUCCAUCAGCACUAAAUGACAGUGCAGCAAAGUCCAAAGUGCUUGAGCAAGGUUCUUACACCUUGUUGUGGGCUUCAUUGGUCUUAAAUGGUGUGUAUGGCCUUGUACCUACUCUGAGAACAGUAUGUAUCUCCAGCCACAUGAUGUUCAAUAAGGAACUGAGGUCCAUAGUAGUAGAUGUCCUUGAGAGGAAAGCUUAGGAGAGCUACCAUAUGCCUCAUAUGGUCCCAUCAGUUGCUAGCCUGAAAUAUAGGGCUAGCUUUUUCUAGGGCACUUCUCACUCAAGAAAACUUCCUUUGCAAGUAGGGAAAGUAUGGACCCGAUUACAAAUUGCAGGAUUUGGUCCACUGUUCAUACUUUUUUAGCUUUGCUUAUUUAAAUUUUUUUUUAAAAAUCUGGAUUUUUAUUUUUUUCUAGUUGAGCUUGUCAUUUUAUUGCUAGCAUUUGGUGGCAUCCUUCCAGGCAUGUUUCUCAGAGUUGAAUUUUGCCCUCUUCUUGUUGUUGCAUGGCCUUUGGACUCUUGAUCACUUAAUAAGCUCAGUGUGUAAAUACUGAUUGUUUUAUUUAUAGAUGACCUCAUUGGAAAGAUAGGGGAGGUCUGUUGUCUUUAAAAAGACUCAAGGUCAAGGGCUUUGGUUCCUUCUUAUGAAACAAAAUGAUCGGCAUCCUCGUUUAGUACAUAAAAUGCUAACUCUGAACCUUUAGCUAGAAUUAAUUUCUGGGAUGCUUCUAAAUUAUUCUUCCCUAAAAACUUUUUGACCAACUUUUAGCUACUUCGAUGGAAAUAUUUUUGUCAUGUUGUUUUUGUGGGUAUUUAAUUCUAUUUUUUUUAACAAAUUAUUAUUUCAGGGAAAGCAAGCUUAAAAGGCUGAAAGGCUCAGUUGCAACAAUGGGACCUUUUAAUAAAUGUUUGGAGAUGUAAGAAAAGUUCGAUUACAAGGAAGUGAGCAGUGAGCUUCCUGGAUGACGCAUUACUUUUAUGUGGUAGUGGGGAUAUUAAUGUGUCCCUCUGUAGAAAAGGGCCCUUACUCCCAGUCAGAUAAUGUGCACCAUUCUCUUGUCCCAAGCAAACUGAAGUACAGUAGAAAGCAACGGCAUCUGCAUGGGCUUGAUCCUGCAUUCAUUGAAAUCAAUGGCAAAGCUCCCAUUGACUUUCAUAGUGCAGGAUCAGGUCUUAUAUGCAUAUUCCAUCAACAUACCAUAGGGAGUAUUUGCUGUGCUUGCUCAGACCAUCAGGCCAUCCAGUAUCCUUCCUCGAGCAGUGACCAGGGCCUGACACGUCUGAGGAAGGCAAAAAAAGUCUCAAUACACCCAUAAUACUGCACAUUAAACAUAUUGUGUGCGUAUCAUCUAGCUGUGCAGGCCCCACCCACUGAGGUGCUGUUAUAGAACAUGAAAGGGCUUUUGAAUUGCUAGAAAGUCUGCCUAAUAUUAUUGUAUUUCGGUGAGCAUUUUGGAGAAGGAAAGAUUGCAAGAAAGUUUUAAAAAUAAGGGCCACUCCACCAUCCUCCACCAUCCUUGCACCAUUUGCACAUUUUACUUUAUGUAGCAUUUAAUGGUCAAAUGUGUGCCCUCUAGAGGUGAUUUUUAUAAAGGCAAAUAAAUAAGAUAAAUCAUGUUAGUACUGGAAGGGGUCCAUUUCCUGACCUCCUACACUUCCGUAACAGAAAACCUGGUUUUGUCCAGUUUUUGUACAGUGUCUAGCACAAUUGGGGUCCUGGUCCUUGACUGAGGUUCCUAGGCGCUAUGAUAAUACAAAUAAUAAAUAAGAAGACCCAUAGACACAAAAACAUAUCCAGGCAUUUUGUAUUGUCUAAUAAUAUAUAGGCUAAGUGCUCAGAGCAACCAAUGUUUUCCCCUGGUUAAAGUUCAGUUAUAGUCAUGUUUCUGGAGGUCUGUUACACAGCCUGUCUCCAAGUUUUACUCUUGACAGCUUUAUUUAGCUAGCACUUUUCAGAGCGGUUUGAUUUAUUUUGGGGGAGGUCUUCUGAUAACAACAUGCCCGAUUCUCAUCUCGCACCAGUUUAAAUCCAUUGAAGUCAAAGGGCCUGAUUUGGCUCUCACGCAGCAUGUGACGCAACAGGUUAACACUGGCAGAAAUGAGUGCCGUUUCAAACAAAAGGAGUUAUGGACUAAACCUGGUUCUAGAUGAGAACCUUACUGUGUCAGAAGAUAGUUUAUGAGAAAUACCAUGAAGAUGACUUGUCCUUGGAAUCAGAGGGUACAUAGAAAUAUGUAUGGCAGCUCUGUUACAUGUUCCUCAUGGUAGAAAUGUGAAGCACUGUUUAAUGAAAUUGGAAACCUACUGAAGAAGGGGUGACUUCAUGAGUGUGAAUUGGACUGAAUUGGACCUGUUUGUACAUCCUUGAAAAGGGGAUUUAUUAUUAUUGCUAUGCCUGAUGAAACAUGUUGGCUGUGAUAUUAUGUCAUGAGAAGGCCUUGUGCACCACAAGCUGGUCUGAUGUAUUAACCUGCCUUACUGUGUGGCUCCGUGACACAGUGCACUAACACUGUCAUUACAGUCACUUUCUUGUAGCAAGGUCAUUUUUUCCCCCACAGAACUUCACCAAGGACUGAGUCCAGGGACCCAGAAACCAGCCCACAUAGCAGUCUGUGGCCUGGGUACCUCUGGCAUAGGUAGAUGAAGAAGCCCCACCCCCAGCCUCACCCCUCCCCCAGACUAUGGAGCAGCUGCAGAUGAUGAGGGUACUUGAACCCUUUCAGUGAUAUUAACCAAUGAGCAAGAUGAGCAAGAUUUGUGUGUGAACCAGUUCGGGUCUUUAAUUCUACUUCACUGUAAUCUGAGUUCCACUAUAUGCAAAUUCCCUCUACUUCCCGUAUUGGGCUUAAUUCUACUCGCCAUAGCAACAGCUUUGCACUGGUGGAACUUCAUUGACCUAAAUGGAGUUACUCCUGAUUUAGAGCCGUAUCAGUCAGAGAAUCAGGCUCCUAAAUGAGUUUCAUUAUAAAAAAUACUUAGGGAAAUGUUACUAAUAAUUUAGGGCUAAAACCCACAUUACAUACUGGGGGCCAAAUGGUUCUCUGACCAACACCAGUGGCAUCUAGAGCAACUCAAAUGACUUCAGUGGAAUUCACUGGUCCAAAUUCUGGUCUUAUUUUACACUUAAUAAUGGAGUGAUUGAGAUCAACAUUGGGCUCAUUGUACCAGACCCUCAACUAGUUUAAAUCAGUUACUUCAGCGGCAGAGCUUCUAUAUCAUGAUGCCAACUUUUCCCAACCUAGCACUACAAAUUUCCCAAAUCUGGUGAAAAAUUCCCAGAUAAAGUUUUUUACAGUGCUUCUAUAGCCUGGGAAAUUGCCCCAAACCUGGGAAUUUGUGAGUAAAAUGUUUCAAAUUGGGAAUUUUCAUUCAAACAUUUUACUCAAAAAUUCCCAGAUUUGGGGAAAUUUCCCAGGCUAUAGAAGCACUGUGAAUCAGCGGAGCUACCACCAAUUUUCACUAUACCUUAGGAUCUGACGCACUGAGUUCACUUUGGUUCCCUCUGGAUUUACACUGGUGGAUCUGUAAGGAGACUUUAUUUGCGACCAGCCCAUAAACGUACUCAGCCCCUACUUAGGUCAAAGAACUUUGACUUCAGUGGGAUAUAAGUUCGAGGUAGAUCAGCAGGGAUUUGACCUACUGGCAGGAUGCAUUUACUCCAAAAUUUUUCAAUGAACUGACUAGCUGGCAACAGCAAACACUUUCUGUUGUUCAUGAAAACCAGAAUACAAGAUCCUCACCUGAUCCAAGUUGGUGCAGCUCUAUUGACUUCAAUGGAGCUAUUCCAAUAUACACAGGCUGAGGAUCUGGCCCAUAAACCCAAAUCUUUUUUUAUUUUUGGCCAACAUAUCUCUGUGCAGGUUAACUCCUAAAGCUUUAUCAUCACGCUUCUUGUUUAUUGACCAUGCUAAUGAAGCGAUUGUGUUUUGUCUGUAAGGAAAUGGACUUGGCAAAGCAAUGAAAUCUAGAGUACUUUGUAAAGCUGCAUUAGGCCACACAGUCUGGAAGAAGUAUCAUCCAAACCGAGAAUAACUCAACAGCUAGGGCCGUACUACAUUUUGUCUGAUGUCGUUACGGUUUUCACUCUGCGCUUCCCCCGCUGAUUUUUACAUAGGAAGUGAACAACAAUUGUAGGUUUCUGAAAAUUAUCAGCCACAUCCCCAGAUGCCUUCCGUCCAGGUAGCUGCAUUGAUGGCAGAACUGAUUUACACAGCCUGAACUGGGCCUGUCUAGUUGUACAGCCUGUGCUGUAUGAACGAAGUGCAGCUUUGCAAAUAUAUACACAAGCUGUUAAACUAUUUUGAGCAGCCGAUAAUCGCUGCUAAAAGAAUCGGAGGUGAAUUUCUGCCUGCAGUCUAGUCCUGCAGAGUGUUUUGUUUUGAGCUAAAAUGCAAGAUGCAAUUUCAUUCCCCCUCACUUUAAAUAUUUACUGGCAUCAGCAUUAGCUUACAUAGAAAAAUGGCAAAUACAUUCAGAUGUCUCAGAAAUCCUCGCAGUAUAAAGAUGGAAUCUGUUACUCCUGCUCAAAGGCAUUGCAGAGGGUUGAAGUGUAUUUUCUAAGCCAAAUGAGUUUUGUAUAGUUAAAAACGAUUGAAAAUAUUUAUGAAGGGCCCGAUUCUGCAAUUCUUACUUACACUGAGCACUUUAAUCCACAAUUAGUUCCAAUUACAUCAGUGGAGCUAACUACAAGCAGACUAAAUUACUGCUCAGCAUUUGGAUGGCAGAAUUAGGCCCUAAAUAAGUUACUCGGAUGCAAUCAGGAGUUUAAUUUUAGCCAUAUAUGUCAUGUGAGGACACUCAUAAACUCGAUGUCCAUUUUAUCCAAACUGACAGUCCCAGUAAUUCCACAGACUAUUGUAUAUUUUAUUCCUUCAUGUAUUUUUGUGGCAUCUCUGGAUUGCAUAUCUUCUACUGAAUCUGAAAUGCUCUUUUAAGAAAAAAAAAAUCAAUGUUCAUGAGGCCUAGGACAUAUCAUUGCAAAGUUUGAAAACAGAUUUAAAGAUCUGGUUAGUUUUGUUUUAACUAUAAGCCAUCUUUUGGGUUGUGUUUUGACUUUAGCUGUAGCAAUCCCACGCCCAUUGUUUUUAAAAUGGUACAGUUCAGAUUAAGUUUUCUGGUUGCUGAAAAACUGAAUAAAAUGACUAAAGUAUGGGAAAAGUAAUAAUGGCAAACUAAAGGGAUGUUUGUUCUUUCUACGUGUCUUGUUUUUUACCUGCUAGUGUUGGGAUUAGUCUAGAAAAAUGUGUGAUUUUUCACCUCCAUCUCUGACUAUUGUGGCAAAACGCUCAAAUUUGUCUUUUGUGUUUGUUGGGGUUUUUUUGUUUGUUUUGGGUGGGAUUUUUUUGUAUGUGUAGAAGUAACCAAAAUAUCAGGAACAUUUAUAUACCCUCUGUUCUGGUUACUGGCCAUUAUGACAUCAUGAAGACCUCUUGGUCUUCCUACCAAAGUCAGAUUUAACUUCUACCUUGAUGUUCUUCUCAAUUAGCCAUUGAAAUUAGAUUGUAAUUUACUAAAUACCCCUUUAGCUUGCAUUCUUACUUUUGAUUUACUAUUGAACUAGCCUUCUUUGUGUGUGUGCAAAUAUCAUAUCCAUAAUCCCUGCAAUCCCACAAGGUGUCUUUGUUCUCAACAAGCAUGUUAUUCUUGUAAAGUUUUACGUAUAAGUUAAGAUGUUUUGUACAGACCAAGGUAACUGUUAAAAUGUCAAGCAAUUACUGAAAUGUUGUAUAGUUAUAAAGGUUUGAUUUCUUUUGCUUUAUAUGUAUAAAAUUGUAUCCUGCCUGUUUUGCUUUGUAUUUCCAAUGUGUUGCACAAUUAUGCAUUUUGUUUACAUUUUGUUCCUUCUUAAAUAACAGUAAUACUUUAUGUACAAACA
Trachemys scripta elegans is the source of this 12895-nucleotide messenger RNA. It is a transcript of the gene AFF2, whose product is annotated as AF4/FMR2 family member 2. The record is from RefSeq and is a predicted model, not a curated record. Gene Ontology annotation, molecular function: G-quadruplex RNA binding. Gene Ontology annotation, biological process: regulation of RNA splicing. Lineage: Eukaryota; Metazoa; Chordata; Testudines; Emydidae. Gene Ontology annotation, cellular component: nucleus; nuclear speck.